CGGGAGCGGGGCCAGAUGAGCCGUGGCGCAUCCAGGAGCUCCAGCCCCGGGGCCGGCGGCGGCCACAGCACCAGUACCAGCACCAGCCCGGCCACAACCCUCCAGAGAAAAUCUGACGGUGAGAAUUCCAGGACAGUCAGUGUGGAGGGUGAUGCCCCAGGCAGUGACCUGAGCACAGCGGUUGAUAGUCCUGGGAGCCAACCCCCCUACCGGCUGAGCCAGCUGCCCCCCACCAGCAGCCACAUGGGGGGCCCCCCAGCUGGGGUAGGCCUUCCCUGGGCUCAGCGAGCUCGCCUCCAGCCAGCCAGUGUCGCCCUGAGGAAGCAGGAGGAGGAGGAGAUAAAGCGCUCCAAGGCCCUAUCGGACAGCUAUGAACUCUCCACGGACCUGCAGGACAAGAAGGUGGAAAUGCUGGAGAGGAAGUAUGGGGGCUCCUUCCUGAGCCGCAGGGCUGCCAGGACCAUCCAGACGGCCUUUCGCCAGUACCGCAUGAACAAGAACUUUGAGCGGCUCCGCAGCUCAGCCUCAGAGAGCCGCAUGUCCCGCCGCAUCAUCCUUUCCAACAUGAGGAUGCAGUUCUCCUUCGAAGAGUACGAGAAGGCACAGAACCCCGCGUACUUCGAGGGCAAGCCUGCCUCGCUGGACGAGGGCGCCAUGGCUGGUGCUCGGAGCCACCGGCUCGAACGAGGGCUCCCCUACGGAGGCUCCUGUGGAGGGGGCAUCGAUGGUGGCGGAAGCUCCGUCACCACAUCCGGAGAGUUUUCUAAUGACAUCACAGAGCUCGAGGACUCCUUCUCCAAACAGGUAAAGUCUCUGGCUGAAUCCAUUGAUGAGGCCCUGAACUGCCACCCAUCAGGGCCCAUGUCUGAGGAGCCAGGGUCAGCCCAACUGGAGAAGCGGGAGUCAAAGGAACAGCAGGAGGACAGCUCGGCCACAUCCUUCAGUGAUCUUCCCCUCUACUUGGAUGACCCAGUUCCCCCACCAUCCCCUGAGCGACUGCCCAGCACAGAGCCCCCACCCCAGGGCCGGCCCGAGUUCUGGGCACCAGCCCCUCUCCCGCCAGUUCCUCCACCAGUGCCACCAGGGACCCGGGAAGAUGGUGCCCGUGAGGAAGGCACUCGCAGGGGUCCUGGGUGCUUGGAGUGCCGGGAUUUCCGGCUGCGGGCCGCCCACCUUCCCCUGCUUACCAUUGAGCCUCCUAGUGACAGCUCCGUGGACCUGAGCGACCGCUCAGACCGCGGCUCUGUCCACCGCCAGCUGGUGUAUGAGGCUGAUGGCUGCAGCCCCCAUGGGACCCUGAAGCACAAGGGGCCACCGGGCAGGGCCCCGAUCCCACACCGCCACUACCCAGCCCCGGAGGGCCCAGCCCCAGCCCCGCCAGGGCCCCUGCCCCCAGCCCCCAACAGUGGCACCGGGCCCAGUGGUGUGGCUGGGGGUCGGAGGUUGGGGAAGUGCGAGGCAGCAGGCGAGAACUCUGAUGGUGGAGAUAAUGAGAGCCUCGAGAGCUCCAGCAAUUCCAACGAGACCAUCAACUGCAGCUCUGGCUCCUCCUCGAGGGACAGCCUGAGGGAGCCUCCAGCCACAGGCCUGUGCAAGCAGACUUACCAGCGGGAGACGCGGCACAGCUGGGACUCGCCAGCCUUUAACAACGACGUGGUGCAGAGGCGGCAUUACAGAAUUGGCCUCAACCUGUUCAACAAGAAGCCAGAGAAGGGCAUCCAGUAUCUGAUUGAGCGGGGCUUCCUGUCAGACACACCGGUGGGAGUGGCUCACUUUAUCCUGGAACGGAAAGGCCUGAGCCGGCAGAUGAUAGGGGAAUUCCUAGGGAACCGGCAGAAGCAGUUCAACAGAGACGUGUUGGACUGUGUAGUGGAUGAGAUGGACUUCUCCUCCAUGGAUUUGGAUGACGCACUCCGGAAGUUCCAAUCCCACAUCCGGGUUCAAGGCGAGGCCCAGAAAGUAGAGCGACUCAUCGAAGCCUUCAGCCAGCGGUACUGUGUGUGUAACCCAGCCCUCGUGCGCCAGUUCCGGAACCCAGACACCAUCUUCAUCCUUGCUUUCGCUAUCAUCCUCCUCAAUACCGACAUGUACAGUCCCAGCGUCAAGGCUGAACGCAAGAUGAAACUAGAUGACUUCAUCAAGAACCUGAGAGGGGUUGACAAUGGUGAGGACAUCCCCCGAGACCUCCUCGUGGGCAUCUACCAGCGUAUCCAGGGGCGUGAACUGCGAACCAAUGAUGACCAUGUGUCCCAGGUGCAGGCCGUGGAGCGCAUGAUUGUGGGCAAGAAACCGGUCUUGUCUCUUCCCCACCGUCGACUGGUUUGCUGCUGUCAACUCUAUGAGGUGCCAGAUCCAAACCGCCCCCAGCGGCUAGGGUUGCAUCAGCGGGAAGUCUUCCUCUUCAACGAUCUCCUUGUGGUCACCAAAAUUUUCCAGAAGAAGAAGAUCUUGGUGACGUACAGCUUCCGUCAGUCCUUUCCUCUCGUGGAAAUGCACAUGCAGCUCUUCCAGAAUUCAUAUUACCAGUUUGGGAUCAAGCUGCUGUCCGCAGUACCUGGUGGGGAACGCAAAGUCCUCAUCAUCUUCAAUGCGCCCAGCCUCCAGGACCGGCUGCGCUUCACGUCCGACUUGCGCGAGUCCAUUGCCGAGGUGCAGGAGAUGGAGAAAUACCGCGUGGAGUCGGAGCUAGAGAAGCAGAAAGGUAUGAUGCGGACUAACGCCUCACAGCCCGGAGGGGCCAAGGACUCAGUGAAUGGCACACUGGCCCGCAGCAGCCUGGAGGACACGUAUGGGGCAGGCGAUGGGCUCAAACGGGGCGCGCUCAGCAGUUCCCUGCGAGACCUCUCUGACGCAGGGAAGCGGGGGCGGCGUAACAGCGUGGGAUCGCUGGACAGCACCAUCGAAGGGUCUGUUAUUAGCAGUCCACGCCCUCACCAGAGGAUGCCACCUCCACCCCCACCCCCGCCGCCAGAGGAGUACAAGAGCCAGAGGCCGGUCUCCAACUCCUCAUCCUUCCUGGGCUCCCUGUUUGGAAGCAAGCGGGGCAAGGGGCCCUUCCAGAUGCCACCACCGCCAACGGGCCAGGCCUCUGCCUCCUCCUCAUCUGCUUCUUCCACCCACCACCACCACCACCACCACCACCACGGUCACAGCCACGGUGGCCUGGGGGUGCUGCCUGACGGGCAGUCCAAGCUCCAGGCCCUGCAUGCCCAAUAUUGCCAAGGACCAGGCCCUGCCCCGCCGCCCUACCUCCCACCCCAGCAGCCCCCUCUUCCCCCACCUCCUCAGCAGCCCCCACCCCUGCCCCAGCUGGCCUCCAUCCCACCACCGCCCGCCUCGGCCCCACCCGUGGGGCCACAUCGCCACUUCCAUGCCCACGGCCCAGUCCCAGGCCCCCAGCACUAUACCUUGGGCCGGCCAGGCAGGGCCCCCAGACGGGGGGCUGGAGGACACCCUCAGUUUGCUCCACAUGGCCGCCACCCCCUGCACCAGCCCACAUCCCCAUUGCCCCUGUACAGUCCUGCCCCCCAGCACCCUCCAGCCCACAAACAGGGCCCCAAGCACUUCAUCUUCAGCCACCACCCACAGAUGAUGCCAGCAGCGGGGGCCACUGGGGGCCCUGGAUCCCGGCCACCAGGGGGCUCCUACUCCCACCCUCACCACCCCCAGUCACCCUUGUCACCGCACUCCCCCAUCCCACCCCAUCCUUCCUACCCCCCCCCGCCCCCACCCUCACCCCACACCCCACACUCGCCCCUGCCGCCCACCUCCCCCCAUGGCCCACUGCACGCCUCUGGGCCCCCUGGCACGGCCAACCCACCCAGUGCGAACCCCAAGGCCAAGCCAAGCCGGAUCAGCACCGUGGUCUGAUGAACGGAGGGAGCGAGCUGGGGCCCAGGAAGGUCUGGGGAAUCCACAAGAGAUUCCCCGGUUUUUCCAAAAUAUAUAUACACAUAGAGAUGUCCUCCUCCCCACUUCCUCCCUGCCUCGGAACCCCUCCUCUAACCCCCAACAGGCGCCGUGGGGUUUCCUUCCAGAUUCAAGGAUCCUUGCCACUUGAAGCCUGGACACAGGGCUCUCAAGCUCUGGGGAGUGGUGAGGACCUUUUGGAGAUCCUCGUCCUUUUUUUUUCCUCUCUCCAUCCCCCACCCCCACCCCCGCUCCCCAGAGGUGGCCUCAGACCUCUGGGCCAGUGUGGGCUCCCUGUCAGCUCUGGCUGGUAGAGAAGGGCAGGCAGGUGUCAGGAGCGGUGAGGGUGAAGGCUUCCCCAGAGCACCUCUAGCCACACGGGGCUAGGAGGGAGUUCUGUAGAGUUGUGGCCAAACCUCAGC
Molecule: messenger RNA, 4331 nt
Organism: Neomonachus schauinslandi (Hawaiian monk seal)
Lineage: Eukaryota; Metazoa; Chordata; Mammalia; Carnivora; Phocidae
Gene: IQSEC2
Product: IQ motif and Sec7 domain ArfGEF 2
Exons: 15
Coding region: 16-3870 (1284 amino acids)
Biological process (GO): regulation of ARF protein signal transduction; actin cytoskeleton organization
Molecular function (GO): guanyl-nucleotide exchange factor activity; protein binding
Source: RefSeq, a predicted model, not a curated record